UUCAUACAUUCAUAUCUAAGCAUACCCUUUUAACAAUAGAACCUUUUUCACCAUGUCCACUGCUUAUGUCUCUACAGUCGUUGGUGCCUUGGCAUGCCAGCGUGACUCAUAUUUGCGCACCUUGACCACGAAGGUCGUCGGGUGCCAGGAGCUCUUACCGGAAAAGAAGAGCAAGAAGGCGUCUGAACCGGUGACAAAGUCCUAUGAAGUUGAACUUGAAGACACCGUUUUGUUCCCUGAAGGCGGCGGCCAGCCAUCGGACACUGGUUCCAUUAACGGCUCCAUCCCCGUCACCUAUGUUAAGCGUGAUGGGCUCAUCGCCAAACACAUCACCACGGAACCGCUUCAGGUCGGGUCAGAAGUUUCCUUAACGCUCGACUGGGACAAGAGGUGGGACCACAUGCAGCAGCACACUGGACAGCAUCUUCUUUCUGCCGUUUUAGACCGCUACGACUUGCCAACGUUGAGUUGGUCCAUGGGGGAAAUGCUCAACUACAUCGAGCUUCCAAGAGCUAUGUCAGCGGAGGAAGUGGCCAAAGUCAGCAAAGAGGUCAACGGUGAGAUUAAAAAAGCGACAGCCAUCGCAGUGGAAGUGCCAAAGGACAAGGACGAGGUGAACCAGGAGAAGAUGCCACUGGACUACGAUGUUAACAAGGGCGUUUUGCGCAUUGUCACCAUUGGUAAGCUCGACUCCAAUCCGUGCUGCGGGACCCACCUUGCGCUGACGGCGGAAAUCGGCGCCAUUGCGCUCUUGAAUCAGCAAUCCGUGAGAGGCACCAACUCCCGUUUAUUCUUCCUCACGGGCGAUAGGGUUGUGACUUAUGCUACUAUGGCGCACAGCGUGUUGAAGACGUUGAACGCAAACUUGUCAUGUCAGACAGAUGGUAUCUGUGACAAGGUUGCGCAGUUACAGAUGUCCUACAAGAAGGCAAUUACCAAGGAAACCAACUUGAUGAAGGAGUUGGCCACGUACGAGCUGAGGGACUUUGUUGCCAAGUUCAAGGGUGGGGCUUGUUUUGCUUACGUCUACAAGAGCGACCUUGGGCUUGACUUUGCCCAUAAUGUCACUCGCGAAGUCGGAGUGUACUUUGCGGAGGAGAAGGUCACUGACAAGACUGUUGUGGUUUUGACCGGAGAGGGCAAAGAUGGCGGUGCGUGCAUCGUGAUUGGCGAAAAGACGGACGAGAUCGUGAGUGAGUUGAAGAAGAGGUUGUCAAAUUUGAAAGGCGGUGGCAAGGGCAAGUUCCAAGGCAAGAUCUCCGCGUAUGAGAAGGGUCAGUUGGAGUCUGUGAAACUCUACCUCGACAGUUUAUAGGGGUUUAUGCUGUAUCCUUUUAUGGGUUGCUUAUUAUAUAUGUACCGUCGGAUUUAAUAGCUCUGGCUGCCUAAUAUAUGUGUUAUUUAUUGAUUUAUUGACAUUCUUGAUGUUUUUUUUU
Molecule: messenger RNA, 1436 nt
Organism: Babjeviella inositovora NRRL Y-12698
Lineage: Eukaryota; Fungi; Ascomycota; Pichiomycetes; Serinales
Product: putative alanine--tRNA ligase
Exons: 1
Coding region: 53-1315 (420 amino acids)
Biological process (GO): alanyl-tRNA aminoacylation; regulation of translational fidelity
Molecular function (GO): alanine-tRNA ligase activity; nucleic acid binding; Ser-tRNA(Ala) deacylase activity
Source: RefSeq, a predicted model, not a curated record